AUGGAGAAAAAUGCAGACGUGCAUCGAGACACCGUCGGGAGCGACAACAUCGGGGCGGGCACCGGCGACGCUCUUGCAGCGGGAGGUGGGAAAGGAGCGGCGCAGAAAAGCACACACAGUGAGGCUCGCCUCAGUACUUUGCUGGAUAAAGAUCGCUGUAAAAACAGCACGGCUGAGGAGUCUAGCACCCUUCACGUCAACCCCGGCGCGUGCAGGUGUGAUAUAGCGGAGGUCCUGGAAGUCCUGGCCGAACAGGGGGCGAGGAAUAACGCCGAGUCGAGGGACUCGCGGUCUGGAGAGCAGCAGAUCAGUAACGGGAUGGGGUCGGAUCCAGAUAAAGAGGGUGGUGCCUCAAAGUUAGUAAACAACCAAAUCGACGGGCCGUGCUCAGGUGCGGCCGAGAAGGAAAGCGAACCGACCAAACGUGCAAAACCUACCCAUCUAUGCCCGGGUAGGACGAUCCCAGAGGACUUGAGCGCCCCGCACGCCUUAUCUGAGGGGCUGGCGAGCGGCAGCGACCUGGACCCGGACGCCAGCCUCGGGGGUUGCGAGUCCCGAAGCCUGGACUCACUGGACGAGUCAUUUUCCAAGCUCAACUCGUGCCCCAGUUCGGACUUGAACAGCGAGGGCCUGGAGGAGCGAGGGCUGGCCCUGGCCCUGCAGGGCGAAUUCGGCCUGGAUGGCAUCAAGGCGACGUGCGCCAAGGACCGAGCGGCCGGCCAGUCGAUCUACCACAUCAAAUGGAUCAAGUGGAGGGAGGAGAACACGCCGAUCAUCACCCAGAACGAGAACGGCCCCUGCCCGCUGCUUGCCAUCAUGAACGUCCUUCUGCUUGCCUGGAAGGUUAAGAUGCCGCCGAUGAUGGAGAUUAUUACAGCCGAGCAACUGAUGGAAUAUCUUGGAGACUACAUCCUGGAAACCAAACCCAAAGAGAUCUCUGAGGCCCAGCGACUAAAUUAUGAACAGAACAUGAGCGACGCCAUGGCAGUGUUGCACAAGCUCCAGACAGGCCUGGAUGUGAAUGUGAAGUUCACAGGCGUGCGAGUUUUUGAGUACACUCCAGAAUGCAUUGUGUUCGAUCUGCUGGAUAUCCCCCUCUACCACGGCUGGCUAGUGGACCCCCAGAUGUGCGACAUUGUCAAGGCAGUGGGCAACUGCAGCUACAACCAGCUGGUGGAGAAGAUAAUAUCCUGUAAACAGUCAGACAACAGUGAGCUGGCAGGCGAAGGCAUUGUGGCAGAGCAGUUCCUGAGCAGCACAGCCACUCAGCUCACAUACCACGGCCUGUGUGAGCUCACAUCCACCGUGCAGGAGGGUGAACUCUGCGUCUUUUUCAGGAAUAACCACUUCAGCACCAUGAUUAAAUACAAGGGUCAGCUAUACCUACUGGUGACCGAUCAAGGUUUCCUGACAGAAGAGAAGGUCGUGUGGGAGAGUCUUCACAACGUGGACGGAGAUGGCAAUUUCUGCGAUUCCGAAUUCCGGUUAAGGCCUCCGUCGGACCCGGAGACGGUGUACCGAGGACAGCAGGAUCAGAUAGACCAGGACUACCUGAUGGCGCUAUCACUACAGCAGGAGCAGCAGAGUCAGGAUCUGCAAUGGGAGCAGCUGCCCGGAAUCAGCGACCUGGAGCUGGCCAAGAAGCUGCAGGAGGAGGAGGACCGCCGAGCAUCGCAGUACUACCAGGAACAGGAGCAAGAGCAGGCAGCGGCGGCGCAGGCGCAGGCUCAGCAGGAGGCCGCAGAGAGAGACCAGGCGGACAGAGGGCCAGCGGGAGUUGAUGGUCCCGCAGCUGGCGCUGAGACGGUCGCAGCAGCGGCCGCCGCUGGCCAGGCCACGGCCAGCCCGGGAAAACAGUCGUCUAGCGGAGAGCGCAAGGCCAAGAAGGAAGCCAAGGAGAAAGACAAAUGUGUCAUUUUGUAACGUCAAGCGAGCGUAUGGCAAGCCGUUUGAGCUUAUAGUUCAUUUGCGUCAUAUUCAGUCCUUGCGCUAGUAACCAGUGGGACAAUUUAGUAGCCCGCAAUGGUCAAACGGCUUUCCAUGAAGCCAUGCGAGCAUUUGUUCAACGCUGCCAAAUAGUCUCACUAGUUGAUGGGCCUUGGAUAUGAAGGAUAUGGACUAAACGCUCAAUGGGUUUGCCAUACGUGCGUGUUUUUGGCGAAGGAAGGAGACGCACUAGGAGACGCUCACAAGAGGAUUUGCUUCCCAAACCACUGGUGCCUGCUAGCCUCCAUCCUCAGCGGACCACAACGCGCCCCCGUCCGUCCCCCCACGGGAGUCAGCUUGACCGAGGCAGCGGAACUUUGUUACCAAUUGCCAUACUGCAUUAUAUUGGUCACAAAGGCAAUCUUUUUUUUAGGAAAAGACAUCAUUUCCGGAAACUAAACGUCACUUGUGUUCUCGUUACGACAAACCUUUGAACUUGUCUUGUUUUUUUUGUUUUUUUUUACAGUUCAUCUGCUUUAUGUAAGUAAGCUUGUUGAUGCCAACAUUUAUUUCGUAAUGUUGCCAGUUAACGUUUUACACUAAAAAGUGUGGAAAGCAAUUUGAAUAUUGCAUUCUACUACACUCCAAUGUCGAUUUGAAUUUGAUUAAUUGUUCAACCCUACUAUGUACUAGUUCACACUUGAUUCUCACUAGUAAGCCAAUUCAGUGCGCUAAUAAAAUGAGUUUCACUAGAAUUGGAUUUUUUCCACUGCUAGAUUCACUUCUGGACUACAAGUAUGCAAACAAGCAUGACUAGUAAACUAAUGUGCUGCGCUAGUAAUACAGCUAGGCAUGUGUUACACACUAGUAGCCAGCUGCACAAUAGUAGGAAAACUGUUCCGAGUGAGGCAAAACUAUGCAUUGGUUGACAAAUGUGCGCUACCAGUGACAUAAAAUUGUACUUGAUAACAUCUCGUGCUUCACUUAGUAGGACACAGAUGUCAACUAGUGGACAGGUUUGUCUCAACAGCAAUUCACAACUGUCUAUGUUGUAGUUGCAGGCAGGUAUGUCAGAUAGUGCUCAUUCUACUAUUCAGCUGAUUGCUCUUAACUGUGAGAACUAAGAGUGGACAAGUACAUGGACCUCAAGAUGGCUCAUGGAUAUUGACUCAAUGCUCAAACGACUUUGUAAGAGAUUCUUCUCUACUAAGGACUGUUGGGCCACACGGGGAGAAAUACUGCAAUAAAAAUAGAAAUCCUGGAAUUACAUGAUUAAAAUGGCAAAGAAUGGAGUGAAGAUACAAUUUUAAAAAGCCAUAUAGUAGACAAAUGAAGGUGUGAUAUCACGAGAAAAACGUGAAUAUUUUAGGGGAAAAAUUGCAGAAUGAUGUAAUAAUCCACGAAACAAACAAAUAUCUUGUAAUUUUACUUUUUCCCUCCCUUAUUCUCUUAAUUAUAUUUUCUCCUUGUAACACCACACAACCUUUUUCCAUGUAUUUCAUGACUUCAUUCUUGUAACAUUACAACUAUUUAUUCCAACGUAUAACUUUUUUUCUCAAAACAUUACGACGCCAUCCUUAUGAUUGCUUCCUACUUGUUUUAUAUCUCACUGUUACAUGUAAGAUUACACCUAUUCUACGUCACAACUUUAAUCUCGUAAUUCUACCACCUUUUUAAUUAAAAUUAUUACAUUUAUUCUUGUAAUAUUAUGGCUAAAUUGUAACAUUACAAUUAUUUAUGGUCGUACUGUUCCAAAUUCUUGUGAAAUUCGGAGUAUAUUCUGAUCAAAUCGUUGCUACUCAGUGUGGCCCAAAUCCUCCUUUCGAAUAUUCGGGUUUGUCUGUUUUGGAAACACAAUGCAGAGCUUUUGUGUGCUCACUGAAGAGGUUCUGAUCCCACAACUGUGUACCUUUUUUAUUUUAGCACAGUUUGGCCUUACAUGAAUGUGUGUGUCAUUGCGGUCUGCUCACUUUGAAUGUCGUGUAUUGUCGAGUAAAGUAUUCGGUUUGGAGAACAGCCAAACAUUUAUCACAAUACUAGUUCCACACUUUUACCAUGGUGAAUAAUUAUCCAAAUGUUUCUGUGGCACAACCGGACGGGACGGGACGUUGGCGACUGAAUGAACUCUCUAUUGUCCCAUUGUUGUGUCGAGGUGAAGAAGUAGAACCCUGGUCAUGUAAAGCUGUAGCCAAUCACAUACAUGUAUGGAAAUCCCUUUCAGCAUUUAGUACACUUGACUUGUUUUGUCUCACUACUAACAUGUAGUUGACUAUACGUCAGCGCUGCCCAACUUGUCUGUCAUAUAGCAGUGAAAUCAAAUAUUACAGGUAAAGGUACAUUUGUCCUCCAUAGCGCACGAGCACAUCAUGGAUCUUAAGGUGGAUAUGGAAGAAAUACUGAAACGGCUUUCCAUACAGAUGCAUUUCGCCAAGACUGUAUAUAUUUCUGACAUGCAUCUGCAAGAGGAUGCUCCUGAGACCUUUUUAUAUCAAAACAUUCCAGUCGGAUGCCUUGACUCAAGAGGACAGAGGUGGGAGGGGGCGCUUUUUUUUUUUUUUUUUUUUUUAGUACAAGGCGCCUUAUGACGUUUUUCUAGGACAAAUCCAGGCGUUCGAGCAGUGUGAGACAAUCCACCAACAUGCCAACUACUCAGGCCUUCUUGUGAAGAUAUACUAUGCUAGCUCUUUUUCAAGCUUUGUAUGGGUGCACUUCCUCUGGCCUGCAGUCUUGCUGAACUACUCUUGCACACACGAUGGAGCACGUUUGAUUUGUAGACUUCACUCGGAACUAAAGCUGCUCAUGCAUGCGGACUACCUAAAAAGUACAAUGAACCCCUGUUGUUUUUUGUGUUGGUUGAAAGGGAACCAAUGAGUGAGUUGAAGAGCUUCACGUAGGGCUUUGCCAUCAUUUUGAUGCCAAUUAACUAUGUUGAAGUGAGGUCAGCGUUUUUUUGUUUUUUUUUUAAAGUAGUCGCCAUCUUGGUACAAAGGAACUACGUUGGAGUUGAGAUUUGUGUAGAGGCAUCUUGAGGGUUAGGAACUAAAUGCAAGUGUGUAGUUGCUGCCAUUUUGGUGCCAAUGAACUAUGUCGAAGUUGAGGAGCUUCAUUUAGUGAAAGAAGCACUUUGCCAUUAUCUUGUGACAACUUGGCACCGAGGAACUAUGUUGAAGUGAGUUGAGUAGCUUCAGGUAGUAAUUUAUUGCAAUCUUGGUGUCAUUUAACUAUGUUGAAGUGGAUUGAGGAGCUUCAGGUAGUUGUUCGGCAUUUAGAAACCAUUUGGAGGACGUUAAUUAGUCACGGCUGAAAUAGCAGGGGUUCAUUGUAAACUAAUACAAGCCUCCUUUCAACAGGGUUUAGCAAAAUUUCCAGUAUAAUAUAAAUUGUGAAAAUUAAUCUUGCCUUUGUAAUACAAAAUGACAAAAAUACAUAUAAUUCCGUUGAAAACACUACAGUGGCAUAAUGUAAUUUAUAGGUGAGUGCCAACUUGUUAUUGUGUUAUUAAUCACCUGAUAGCCAAUUUGAUGGGGCUGUUGGUUUGUUUGGUGAGACAUUUUGAUAAUGAAACGAUGGUGGGAGUUGCUUUGAAUGAGUGAGCAGAGCCUUUUUUUUUUGACAUCCCAGUCAUCAUCCCCAAACUUUCAUUGUGAUGACAAAUUAGUUGAUAGGAAAGACUGUGUGUCAAUGUGUUUAUUGUUUGCCUUGUAAAAAAAAAAAGGAAAAAAAAGUGAGGUCAAUUCUGUAAAAUGUGCAUUUCGACACGUUGGAAACUAAUAAGUGUAGUGGCUAUCAUUUGGUUUUUGAUAUGCACUAACAGCAAAGCAACAUACCUCAUUUUGUAUGGCUCAUAAGUGUGCAAAGGGCACUGUUGUCAUUUUGGGUACCUUUUAGAAUAUAUAAAAAAAAAAAAAAGACGUUAGUUAUCAAAACUUGGUAUUAGCCAGCUGAACUCUUAAUUUAUUAACAUAAAAAAAGGGCUGUUUUCAUGUUGUGGCUGUUGGCGACUAUUGCAAAUUGCUACAUUCAGGUUAGUGUGAACGCACUUCCAGGGGAACCGCAGCUUUGUGUUGACAGAAAUGAUUUAGUUCUCAUUUCCAUUCUUUUCAUUUCCUGUUGGACCCCGAAUUAUGUUUUUGCAGCAAACACUUGUAUCAACAACAGACUCAAUUCUGCUAAUUUUAUCUCUUUACAUAAAUGACCAAAUAAUGUAUGUAGCCUUUCGCAUUGCAGUCACAUUAUGUAUAUGGUGGUAAAUAUAUAUUUAACUAAAUGCCUUAUAGACGAAGGACAUUCAACCUGAUUAGAAUUGCCAAUAAAAGCGCAAUCAUCACUUCAA
Syngnathus typhle (broad-nosed pipefish) is the source of this 6259-nucleotide messenger RNA. It is a transcript of the gene mindy2, whose product is annotated as MINDY lysine 48 deubiquitinase 2. Gene Ontology annotation, cellular component: cytosol; cell periphery. The transcript has 9 exons. Gene Ontology annotation, biological process: protein K48-linked deubiquitination. Gene Ontology annotation, molecular function: K48-linked deubiquitinase activity; cysteine-type deubiquitinase activity; cysteine-type carboxypeptidase activity. Lineage: Eukaryota; Metazoa; Chordata; Actinopteri; Syngnathiformes; Syngnathidae. The record is from RefSeq and is a predicted model, not a curated record. Bases 1 to 1923 code for a protein of 640 amino acids.